Messenger RNA from Oppia nitens, 1023 nucleotides. It is a transcript of the gene Yip1d1, whose product is annotated as protein YIPF5 homolog. The transcript has a single exon. The record is from RefSeq and is a predicted model, not a curated record. Gene Ontology annotation, cellular component: membrane; trans-Golgi network. Gene Ontology annotation, biological process: endoplasmic reticulum to Golgi vesicle-mediated transport; vesicle fusion with Golgi apparatus. NCBI's taxonomy places the organism in Eukaryota, Metazoa, Arthropoda, Arachnida, Sarcoptiformes, Oppiidae. The coding region runs from base 159 to 938 and encodes 259 amino acids.
GACUUAAUGUUAUUCAUUUGUUUAGUUGACGUUUCAUUAAAUUUGUUGUCAUUUCAAUUGAUUUCAGUUUUUCGGUAAUUAUUUCAAAUUAAUGCAAAAAAUACUGUGAAUACCGAGUCAUACAUAACAAAAGUGGUCAGAACUUGAUAGAYAAAAUCAUGUCGUACGGGAUUAACGAUUUUGACCAGAGCCACACACCCGGCGGUGGUACCACUGAUCCAUUUUACUCGACAUCGACAGCCAGUGUUGGCUACGAGUUCGGCCAAUUCGACUACACUGACCAAGAAUACAAUACGAGUCAAUCAGGUGGCCAACAACCCAAUAUAAUGACACCCCAAAUGUUUACACCCCCUCAAGUGGGCUCAUACGACACGGACCCGUUCUCGGGAAUGCCUGGCCAACGAUCGACUGAUCCAUACGCUGAUGAGCCGCCACUGCUUGAAGAGUUGGGCAUAAAUUUUGACCAAAUUGUGCAGAAGACAUACGCUGUAAUGAAUCCCUUCCGCAAACCCGACCCCACAAUACUUCAGGAUUCAGAUCUGGCCGGACCUCUAGUUCUCUGUCUGGCAUUCGGUUCAUUUUUGUUAGUUUCGGGAAAAGUACACUUCGGCUACAUCUAUGGCUUCGGUGUAUUGGGAUGUCUGGCUAUAUAUAUGUUAUUGAAUUUGAUGUCAUCAGACCUAUCACUGUCUAUUGCGUGUACGGUAUCAGUAUUGGGCUAUUGUUUGCUACCAAUGGUAGUGCUGUCGGGACUAUCUAUUAUAAUCAGUUUGAAGGCAUUGAUCGGUACGAUAUCUGUGGUGUUGGCCAUCUCUUGGUGCUCAUGGAGUGCAUCCAAGCUGUUUGUGAUAGCCCUAAACCUGCACAACCAACAGGCCCUCAUUGCCUAUCCCUGUGCUCUACUUUACGGUGUUUUUGCACUUUUGACUGUUUUUUAAGUAAAAUGCGGAUAACAUAACAUCUGACACAAAGAUAAAAAAAAUAUAUUUUCAUUGUUUUCUAAUAUAUACCAGUAGUCAGUCA